Molecule: messenger RNA, 1693 nt
Organism: Psylliodes chrysocephalus
Lineage: Eukaryota; Metazoa; Arthropoda; Insecta; Coleoptera; Chrysomelidae
Source: the annotation of a GenBank genome assembly
GUCGAAUGACAUUUGACAUUGACAUUUCGUUGACAUUGAAAACUAACUUCAACUUUUAACCGUAGUGUCUGACUCUGCCAGCCAUGUUGACCUGUAUGAGACUGAAUUUUCAGACUUUCGCUAGAACUUAAGGGUGCAUCUAAUUAAAGAAAAAACAUUAUGCCCAAGUGUGAUCUUAAAACUAGAUACAUACCGGCUACAUUUGCAUGGACGUUGCUCAUCGUUGCCACUUCUUUAUUUUUUUACUAUCCGGCCCAGUAUUAUCUAGCGGAUCACCCAUGGGUUCCAGCGUGCCAAGGAGUCAUUACUUUCUUCGUUUUAGCAAAUUUUACUUUGGCUACUUUCAUGGAUCCAGGAGUAAUUCCCAAAGCACCUCCUGACGAAGACAGGGAAGAUGACUUUAGAGCCCCUCUCUAUAAGAAUGUUGAUAUUAAUGGGAUAACAGUUAGGAUGAAAUGGUGUGUUACUUGCAAGUUCUACAGGCCACCAAGGUGUUCCCACUGUAGUGUAUGUAAUCACUGUAUAGAGACGUUUGAUCACCACUGUCCUUGGGUCAACAAUUGCAUCGGAAGAAGAAACUACAGAUUCUUCUUCUUCUUCCUCAUAUCAUUAAGUAUACACAUGAUAAGUAUAUUCACAUUGAGUCUGAUCUUUAUACUAAAGGGAGGGGACAACUAUACGAAACCUCAACCAAUUAUUGCUAUGGUACUGAUGGCGUUGGUGGCGUUACUGUCGAUACCGAUAUUCGGUCUGACGGGGUUUCACAUGGUUUUGGUGUCCAGGGGUCGGACGACGAACGAGCAGGUCACUGGCAAAUUCAAAGGCGGCUACAACCCUUUUUCGAGGGGCUGUUGGGACAACUGCUGUUAUACGCAGUUUGGUCCACAAUUUCCAAGUCUGAUAAAACCACUAAAAUAUAACGCGAAGCGAAAGCAGUGUCCACACGGGCCCAUUGCGACCAUAACGAACGACAGUCAAGUGAAAACUUACAUGGAUAACAGCAACGGAGUUAGGAAUAUCAACUCUAACGCUUAUAAUAAGAUGUCACCGGGAAGAGAUGGCUGCGAGUUGGACAUGGAGCCGUCUGCUUCCCAAUCCCAAGACUGCGAACCCACGCCCCCCUUACAGAGGCACGGCUCCAAAAGCAACUUCUUCCUACCGUCGGCAGCUAAUACGGUCGACGGCGAAUCUCCCAGCAGAGUUGGUCUGUCGUUUAGCCACUCCCAGGGAGCGGCCUCCAGGCCGAUCGCGCACUACUCUCGAAGCAGUCCUCACCCGAGGCCGCGGGGACUGGAUCCGAAUCGCAGCGGCACGCCCGACGCUCUGGGCGGGCAGCAGCAACGCCCCUCCCCCACCAUGCAGCAAAGGAUAAAGGCGUUAGGCGUUCCCACGCCGCUCACGCUCUCCACUCCGGUCAGAAGUUGUAAGAAAUGGCCUUGGAAUUGCUGGCAAAUACAAUUGCCGCCCGAUGAAUAUUUUCUCGAAACCCAGCAGCAAAAGUACGCGAAUAACGAGUGGAUUCGUAACGACCUUCAAAAUGCCACUUUGCUGUGUUACGAGAGUGAAACUGAUACGAUGACCUUGAGCGUAGAAGUGGCCAAAAAGAGCGUCAGCGAAGACGGAUAUACGUCAGAUCUAAUCUAAGUAGAUUGUAUUAUGUAGGUGUCUGCAAAUAUAUGUAUAUUCUUAGUCG